AUGGAUCCUUCAUUCUUUCAAUCCCAAAAUCAAAUUCCCGUUUCACAAAACUCGCCGGAAUAUUACUUAGAAUCGUGGGAUGAUUUUCUUUUCGAUCAAAAUUUGCUUCCGUUUAACGUCAACGAUUCCGAAGAAAUGCUACUUUUUGGUGUGCUAGCAGAUGGCGGUGCCACCGUAAGGGAGUCGUCGGAAUCCAUUUCCGCUGCUGGAAGUUGUAAAGAGGAAGAAGUCACCUCGAAUGUGAAAAAAGUACUGGAGAAGGAAAAAUCAUACAGAGGUGUGAGGCGGCGGCCUUGGGGGAAAUACGCGGCGGAGAUUAGGGAUUCAACUAGGAAUGGAGUCAGGGUUUGGAUUGGAACGUUCGAUUCCGCAGAGGCCGCCGCCUUGGCGUAUGAUCAAGCGGCGUUUUCUAUGAGGGGUGCGGCGGCGGCGCUCAAUUUUCCGGUGGAGAGAGUGAAGGAAUCACUUCAAGAAAUGAAAUACAAAUUUGAAGAAGGGUGUUCUCCUGUGAUUGCAUUGAAGAAAAGGCAUUCAAUGAGGAAAAAUUCAGGGAUUAAAAAGAAGAAAAUUAAAGAAUCAAAGGCAGAAAAUUUGUUGGUUUUAGAGGAUUUGGGUGUUGAAUAUUUGGAGUCACUUUUGAGUUCAUCAUCAUCAUCAUCAUCAGUGUGUGCUGGAGUUUGGUGA
Fraxinus pennsylvanica is the source of this 684-nucleotide messenger RNA. The record is from the annotation of a GenBank genome assembly. Lineage: Eukaryota; Viridiplantae; Streptophyta; Magnoliopsida; Lamiales; Oleaceae.